AGUUUCGAAGAGUCCUGCAACGAGAGCAGUAGAUACAAUCUGUCGUCAAAAACUAUUCUACGCUGUGUCUGAGUCUGGAGUUGUUUUGUGUGUAUAACUAACGGUAUAGGUCUUUUUUCAGAGGGCAGAACUAGGAGAAGUCACACUAUGAGAAAUAAUUACAACGCGCUUUUACUGGCAUCGUUUCUAACAUGGUCGGGAAUGUUGUGCAGCACAGUGUUAGGCACCACAGAAGGCCAAGAAACACCCCUCGCACUCCCUGUGUCGGAGCAGACCCAGCCCACCACAGCAAUUCAAGGAGAAGUGUGGGAGGAGGACGAUCACGAAGUGUUAAUAAGAAACGAACGUGGCACCAAGAGCGACGGUUUGUCGUGCCGAUAUGGCAAGAAUCCGUGGACUGAGUGCGAUACAAAAACCAAUACACGUUCCAGAACCUUGACAUUAAAAAAGGGCGAUCCACAAUGCGACCAAACGCGAACCAUUCAGAAAAAAUGUAAAAAAGCAUGUCGGUAUGAAAAGGGAUCCUGGUCAGAAUGCGCAACUGGGCAAAUGACUAGAGCUGACAAAUUGAAAGCUAGCAGUGAUCCGUCCUGCGAAGCAACGCGUGUCAUUAAGAAGAACUGCAAGCCCGGAAAGUCUAAGGACAAGAGUGCCAAGGAGCAGCGUAAGAAUAAAGAUAAAGCUGCUCGCAAAGGACGCGCUUAAGUAUUAAUUUCAUACUCGAUAAUUUUAAAUGCCCCGUGUUGGUUUGCAUCACUCCGAUGCAAAAUAGCUUAUGUUGAAUAAUUUUUUUAAUAAAUCGAUAUCAAAAAAAUCAUAAUGACAUUAAUUGUCUGCUAUUUAUACCCGAAAAGCAUUUUAAUUAAAUGCACAAAUUGAUUAAUGUUGUUGUUUGGUUUUCAAGCAAACGAUAAACUUAAUAUACAAGACAGUACGUUUAACUGUAAGACGUAAUAGCAACUUUGCGGAAUUUUAAAAUAUUUAUGCAAUGCAGAAUAAAAUAUAUUCAUACAAUACCACACCUACAUAAAUAAAAAAGUAUUUAGUUUUAUCCAAAAAGAAAAUCAUAUGUACAUCCAAGCCAACAUCUACCAUUCUCUGAAAUGAUGCAAACUGGAAAGGCACUUGCCUUAUCGAAAUAAAGGAAAAUUAUUAAAUGCAGCCUCUUAAAUUAUGUGACUGUUUACACCACUUCCAUAAAUUUAGCCGAGUUGUUCUUUAAUUGAAUGAAAAUAAUAGUCACCGUAAAUUUAAAAUGAAAACCAAACAAUUAAUCUGAUUAUUGAUGUAAAAAUUCGGCAAAUAUCAGCUUCUGUGUCUAAUCUCAAAAAAAAACAGAACGGUAUUCCGAAAAAGCAGAAAAUAAAUUUUAAAUUCAUAGAGACGGUAAAAAGUUUGUCAUUCCGGAUAAUAUAUUAAUAAAACACUUAGUGUAAAUAUUGUAAAAAAAACGUACUAUAGAAAGAAAAAAACUGAAAGAUAAAGAAACAAACAUGACGGGUCUAGAUCACGGAUCCGUCGUAGUUGCAUCGUAGGCGAUUGGCAUUUUAAAGUAGUUUCUAACUCACUUUCAUUGGGUACAAUUAAAAUAUAAAUUUGGAAAUACCAUUCCCAAAAUUAUUAUACAAGUCGAAAUGCAGGCAUACUUACAUACUUAUAUUCAUACAUAUUCUGAUCAAAAAUUAUACCAUUUUAAAUACAUGGUUUAUCGUUUAAAUAAACAGGUAUUUAACAGAGAA
Drosophila rhopaloa is the source of this 1739-nucleotide messenger RNA. RefSeq lists its product as uncharacterized. The transcript is spliced from 5 exons. Gene Ontology annotation, cellular component: extracellular region. The record is from RefSeq and is a predicted model, not a curated record. The coding region runs from base 148 to 705 and encodes 185 amino acids. Gene Ontology annotation, molecular function: heparin binding; growth factor activity. NCBI's taxonomy places the organism in Eukaryota, Metazoa, Arthropoda, Insecta, Diptera, Drosophilidae. Gene Ontology annotation, biological process: mesoderm morphogenesis.